AUGCCACCAGCUUUAAUUAUGCUGAAACAGAUGGUGGCUGAACCAGCAGAAGUCGUCGCAUUACCUCCAUCGGAUCCUCGCUCUUCAACGUUUCUGCAUCUAUUCAGUAUGGAAAUUAUCCAGACAUUCAGCGACGUCUCUAAUUUGUCGCAUCUGGAGCAGUUUCAACAGUAUUUCUAUUUUGAAGAUAGUGACCUUGCCGAUGUACACUACAUCAUGGAUGAAAUUAAAAGUGCUGAUAACGAGGGCAGAAAGGUAAUCGCCCUUGAAUACUUUCUAGAUGUUGUGUUCGACAAUCCAGAAGCUGUGGAGAAACUCGACAACACUAUUCGAAGAGUGAACCCACGGUUGUGGAACGAUGCACAUCUGGCUACUGUGAAAAGUGACUCAUGCGUAUUUAAGCUGUUCAUGGAGAAGUUUUUCCCGGAAGGAGAAGAGCAACUGUUUAUGUUAGAUAGAUGUGCUGCCGCUCUUGAGCCGGAAUUUUUCGUGACAUCUCUUGAAAAAAUAAACAACCCUUAUCCGGAACUGUUGCCGAAAACACUGAUACCACCUGUGAAUGAUGAUAAAAAAAUCGAUCAUCGUCACUGGGCUGCCUGUAUUUUACGCACUCUACCACAUCUCAUUCGUAACACAGAUGACUGGUUUUAUGAUUUUGUCGAAGCAUGCUCUAAAGAUCCAUAUAAUCGAGCGGUACUAUGGUUCCUGUUGCCUAACUACGAAGAAGUUCUUGAGAAUCGUCUCAUUGAAAGGCGACGACGACAAGGUUUUCGAAACAUCAGAGAUGAGGGUAUUAUUGGUGAGAUAGAAAUAGUGACAACUAUGCGCAAGCCGAGUGAUUAUGCGAAGUACAGGGCAAGCGAUUACGAUGAUGUGCAAGAGCCGGAAACCCUUAUUUUGAGACCUUACCAAGAAGAAUUGGUGGAGACAGCACUGAGGGGCAAAAAUGUCAUAGCUUGUGCCCCGACAGGUUCUGGUAAGACCGAAGUGUGUAUCUACGUGGCAAUAUCUCAUCUUGAUGCCAAGGCAGAAAUGAAUGAACCAGCGAGAGUUGCUAUGUUGGUGCCACGGAUUCCUCUAGUAGACCAGCAGAAGCAUCGGUUCCACAAGUACGUCCGUGGAAAAUACUAUGUCGAGGGAUUUCAUGGUUCAGAAGGUUCGAAAGGUACAUCCAGGCGUGAUACAGUACUCGCAAGCGAUAUCGUAGUGAUGACCCCACAGAUCAUGUUGAAUAUGUUGAAAUCAGUGCGACAAGAUGAGCGUGUAUAUGUGUGUGAUUUUUCGCUUUUGAUUUUCGAUGAGGUUCAUCAUUGCGUAAAAGAACAUCCGUACAAUAUUUUAAUGCAAACGGUGCAUGACUAUCAAGGUCCGAAGCCGCAGACAAUGGGCUUAACAGCUUCGUUAGGAGUAGGAAUGGCGACUAGUGAUGAAAGUGGAAUGGCUUCUAUCUACGAGCUUAUGGCUAACAUCGGUGCGACUUCGUUGGCUUCUGUUAAGAGACACCUCGACAUACUGGAACAGUAUGUGCCAAAGCCUGUUGAUACUACAAAGAAAGUGGACCGCCCACCUAUGGAAAAAUCCCCAUUUCUCCGUGCUGUAAUCAAUAUAAUGGAAAAAAUACAGCGAGACAUAGAACCGCAGCUGAAGAAACUUACGCAAGACAAUCAAACAAGUUACAAACUUUCAAAGGAAGAGGUAAAAUUCGAAGAUCCCCUCGCAACAGAGAAAUACAUCCAGAAGGUGAACACAUUGACAACCACUCUUGGAAGAAUCCGUAGCGGAGAUUUCAAAUUUGAACCAAGUAUUGCGCUAGAGUAUCUCGGAGUCUUAAGUCAAGGAAUAUCCAUCAAUGAUCUGAUGCCAGCACGAUACGCUUUGGAAUACUUGACGAGGAACCUCAGAGAACUGAGCAAGAAGUUCGAAGUUGAGUGCUCGCAAAGAUUCUAUCAGUAUUUCGCUCAGAAUGAAGCGUUGUCUGGUUUUGCGGAACAGGAACGUUAUAAACCUAUUGUGAAGGCAUUAGAGAGCGAACUGAAGGAGCAAUUCGAGAAAGACAACAAUUCGCGCGCCAUUGUUUUCGUCACCCGUCGAUCCACAGCAGUAGAGUUGAUGAAUUACCUGAACAGGGAAGAAGUACUUGGACGACAUGAUGUAGUAGGAUUUGUUACUAGCACAUCAAAGAAAAGCACCGAAUAUGGCCAGACCAAGGAGGAGCAGCAGAGAGCCCUGGAUGAUUUCAGUCGAGGGAAAAAGAAGGUCCUUAUCGCCACAGCAGUUGUUGAAGAAGGUCUGGAUGUGAGCACUUGUAACUUGAUUAUCAAAUACAAUAGCUCUAGUAAUGCUGUGCAAAGAGUUCAAAGAAGAGGAAGAGCUCGUGCACGUGACAGCCGGUCUGUCCUUAUUGUUCUAUCCGAGAAUGUCGCACAAACGGAAUAUCAAGCAAUUAUGGCCGAAAAGAUCAUGAAUAAAUGCGUUAAACGCAUUCAGGAACAGGGUGAAAAGGCACUUGAGAAGCGAGUGAAGGAAGUAAUGGAGAGACAGAUGAAGGAACGAAAAAUCAUUGUCGAGCAUAAAAUGAAGGCGUUAGAGGCGCUGAAGGACAAAUUGUUUACCAUUCGUUGCAAAAUUGAUAGUCAAGAUGUAUGUAGCAGCACAUAUGUACGUACUAUCAACGGAUCCAGCUAUGUAUGUGUCGAUCCAACUAUUUGGAGUCGCUUACAGAUUAAAACUAAGGAGAUAUCCACGAAGAUGAAAUUUGUUGACGAAAUGACGCAAAUUUUGGCCGAGGUGCACUGUAAUUGCGGUCAGACAGUGGGGACAGUGAUGAAAUAUGCCGGUACUUACCUUCCAACACUGAAUAUCAGUAAUUUGAUUUUUUACGAGAGAAUCGAAGGUAAAGAAGCUUCUGGUGAGGCGAUAAAUAGUUGGUCAAAGGCGAACGAUCGAUUCUGGAUCCCAGAAGCAACCGAGAAGGAAUUGCGGCAAAUGCUACUGUCAUUGGCUGCAGAAGAUAGCGAAAAUAAGAUUGUUUUGGAUGUGAUGUGCGAUAAGAUGAUCGCAGUUCAGGAGAAGUUAUUGGAAAAAGAACGGAAGAAGAAGGAAGGGACUACGCGGAUCAAAACCGAAUGGGAGUAA
This is a messenger RNA of Necator americanus (New World hookworm), 3135 nucleotides long. RefSeq lists its product as uncharacterized. The record is from RefSeq and is a predicted model, not a curated record. The transcript has 27 exons. Gene Ontology annotation, molecular function: nucleic acid binding; ATP binding. Gene Ontology annotation, cellular component: cytoplasm. NCBI's taxonomy places the organism in Eukaryota, Metazoa, Nematoda, Chromadorea, Rhabditida, Ancylostomatidae. The coding region runs from base 1 to 3135 and encodes 1044 amino acids.